This is a messenger RNA of Gaeumannomyces tritici R3-111a-1, 1486 nucleotides long. Its product is annotated as smr domain-containing protein. The record is from RefSeq and is a predicted model, not a curated record. The transcript has 3 exons. Lineage: Eukaryota; Fungi; Ascomycota; Sordariomycetes; Magnaporthales; Magnaporthaceae. Bases 114 to 815 code for a protein of 233 amino acids.
ACCGAACAUCCAAACCAUCGUGCAAACCCCUAGAUCCCUAGAUUGUGUGCUGCUCUGCCCCAUUGUCCUCUCAACACCGACAUCACGGCGACUGCAGUUCUCUCCUUCCCGCAAUGUCGAUUUCAACUCGACUGGGCGGCCCAGCCUUCAACCACAGUGCGGGCGACGAUGUCGAGGCCGAAUAUGACCGCCUCCGGGAUCUCGCCCGGCAGGAAGCAGCCAAGCGCGGCGAAUGCUUCGACCGGUCCCGGGAUGCCUAUACCAACGGGAAUGGCGCCGAAGCCAAGCGCCUGUCGGACGAGGGCAAGAAGCACGGGGCCAUGGUGGAGAAGUACAACAAGCAGGCCUCGGACUACAUCUUCCGCGAGAACAACAGCCCCGAGCGCGUGCCCGAGGACACGAUAGACCUGCACGGGCAGUUCGUCGAGGAGGGCGAGAGGAUCCUGGAGGCCCGGAUCCGCGACGCCAGGAAUCGGGGGCAAACCCACCUCCACGUCAUCGUCGGCAAGGGGAACCACAGCGCCGGCCGCGUCCAGAAGAUCAAGCCCGGCGUCGAGAAGCUCUGCCGCGAGCUCCGCCUGGACUGCGCGACCGAGGACAACGAGGGCCGCAUAUACAUCGACCUGACGGGCGCCAAGGUCGGCACGCCCCCGCCUCAGUCUGGUGGACACCAUGGGCCAAGCCACGGCCAGAACCAUCACCAGCAGCAGCAAAGCCACCACCAGCCGCAGCAGCAUCACCAGCAACAGCAGCAGCAUGAUGACGACCCUAUUGGAGAUCUGUUUAAAAAGCUACCCUGCUGUAUCGUUAUGUAACGAUAUGAUCCUUUGCGGAUUGCGAAUUUAACGGUUUAUGAAGCGAUUUACACCAUGCGGGAUACGUGAAGAGGCAAAAAGGUUCAAAUACACACAGUAAAAAGCUCACUGCGCAACCUCGAAAGGGUGGGCAGUUUCGAAACCAGCGGCGAGUGGUUUACUUCGAAUGAUGGGCAGAAAAGCUGUACUGCUCAAGCUGGAGGGUGAAACAGUUGCGAAACCCUGCACGUGCCCCGGUGGCUAUAUGUUUACUUCCGACGCCGUCUGUCCGAAAAUCGUGUGCGCAUGAGGGAGGUCGAAUCUGGGCUCUUGGAGCGGCAUCAGGGUGUAGGUGCACUCUGCAACCAUUGCACUAAACUGAAAACGAGAAGUGUGUUAGCAUCUGUUGAUUGUCGAUGGCAAGACGCGGAAGUGGACUUAUAAGGUCUGGGGCACGGCGAGGGCAGGCACAGGCAACCACGCACUCUACGGCAUUAUUUGAUAUCUUGGAUUCUCACCAGGCCACAAUCACCUGUCGUCUAAUGCCCCGUUUGGAGUUUUGCUGCCGCACGUUAAGCACCCCAAAGAUAUCGCGAUUUCCAUCUUGGCAGUGCACUCAUACAACCAAGUCUCAGAUGUGUGCAACCAGAUGCCUAGGUACCUACGCACGUACGUAUAUAAGUCGAUAUCCC